Molecule: messenger RNA, 1802 nt
Organism: Drosophila persimilis
Lineage: Eukaryota; Metazoa; Arthropoda; Insecta; Diptera; Drosophilidae
Product: xylulose kinase
Exons: 1
Coding region: 63-1787 (574 amino acids)
Biological process (GO): xylulose metabolic process
Cellular component (GO): cytosol
Molecular function (GO): D-xylulokinase activity
Source: RefSeq, a predicted model, not a curated record
UAUGUAAUUCCUAUUCGAAAUUCUCAGUUUUAUUUCAACCCUACCCCAUCCAUCGAUGGAAAAUGUGUCAUCGACGAAAACGGGCGACGGACUACAGCGGCAACACCUACCUGGGCCUCCAGCUGGGGACCCUGCGGUUGAGGGCCGUGAUUGUGGACUCUGAAAUGAAGGUCCAGCACACGGCCACCGUAAACUACGACGUGGAUCUGCCGGAGUUCGAGACCUCGGGUGGAAUCCUCACCGAUACCCACCCCGACGAGGGCCUGGCCAAUCCCGUGAUGUGGGUGAAGGCGCUGGACAUGCUGCUGAACUGCCUGAGCGCGCAGGGGGCGGACCUGCACUCGGUGGCGGCCAUCGCGGGAGCGGCGCAGCAGCACGGGUGCGUCUUCUGGUCGGACAUCGGACUGCGGCGUCUGUGCAACCUGAAUGCGAUCCUGCGGCUCCACGAGCAGCUCAACGCCAACGCCUUCGAGCUGACGCGCACGCCCGUCUGGCUGGACGGCUCGGCGAGCGCGCAGGCCUUCGAGAUGCAGCAGGAAGUGGGCGGCUCCAACGACAUGGCGGCCAUCACGGGGUCGCGGGCCUAUGCCCGGUGCACCGGGCCCCAGAUCCGCAAGGUCUACCAGGAGUGUCCGGAGCACUACGAGCGCACGUCGCGGAUUUCGCUGGUGAGCAGCUUCCUCUCCUCGCUGCUGGUGGGCGGCGUGGGCUCCAUCGACCUCUGCGAUGGGUCCGGCAUGAACCUGCUGGACAUCCACAACCGGGAGUGGUCCGAGAAGUGCCUGGCGGCGUGCGCGCCGGACCUGGCCAGGCGCCUGAUGAAGCCCAUCGACCCGUCGCGCCUCCAGGGACGCGUGGCCGACUACUACGUGAAGCGCUGGAACUUCCGGCCCGACUGCAUGGUGGUGCCGGCCAUCGGCAUCGCCCACUCCCGGUUCGUGGGCAUGCUGCUGGAGAAGGACUUGCUCGUGCUCACGAUGGACAUCGGCGACGGCCUGAUGGUGCACCUGGGCAAGGUGCACCGCAAGAUGGACGAGGGCCAGGUGCUGUGCCACCCCACCAUUCCCAACGAGUACAUGGGCCUGCUGUUCUUCCGCAACGGCUCGGAGAUCAGGCAGGCCUUCUGCGAGCAGCUGGCCGACGGCGACUGGGAGCGCUUCAACGCGAUGCUCGACGCAACGCCGAUGGGCAACGACGGCCACCUGGCCAUGCACUUCCCCGACAGGGAGUUCAUUCCCGACGCCAAGGGCACGCUGCGGUGGAGCUCCAAUCUGAACCCCACGUCGCAGGAGGCUCUGCACGGCGUCCAGCAGUUCGAGCGGCCCGAGACGGAAGCCCGCGCCCUCAUCGAGGGCCAGCUGAUGCAUCACCGCGCCGUUGCGCAGGACCUGGGCUUCCAGUUCGGACCCAACACCACGGUCGUCGUGGCGGGCCCCGACUCGAAGCACCGCGGUAUCCUCCAGAUCGUGGCCGACGUCUUCAAUGCCCCCGUCUACGAGAAGCUCGGUCCCGGGCCCUGCCUCCUCGGGUGCGCCUACCGCGCCCGCUACGCCUUCUACGAGCACCGCGAGGCCACCUGCAGCUGUCGCCGCUGCCACAAAAGCCAGACGCCCCAGCAGAGCUUCGGGGAGUUCUUCAGCAAGCUGCCCAAGGACCUGAACCUCGUGGCCAGUCCCCGUCCCGGCUGCGCGGAGGUCUACGCCCCCCUAAUCGUCCGCUGCAUGAACAUGUGCCAGCUGCUGGCGGCCAGCACCAGCAUCCACGACAGCCACAUGGUCUUGACGUGAUAUCUAAGGUUUUUA